Coccidioides immitis RS is the source of this 769-nucleotide messenger RNA. RefSeq lists its product as uncharacterized. The transcript has 2 exons. NCBI's taxonomy places the organism in Eukaryota, Fungi, Ascomycota, Eurotiomycetes, Onygenales, Onygenaceae. The record is from RefSeq and is a predicted model, not a curated record. The coding region runs from base 346 to 726 and encodes 126 amino acids.
ACCGUCUGCCAUCAUGCUAAACAGUAGCAAUCGCGGGAUUUCCUGCUUGUUUGAUGGGUUAAUACCAGGCAGUGAUCUAUAUCCAUCAGGGCCCUUCACCGGCUGUUUUCGUUCUUUUUCUGGGAGAGACACUGUUGGCAAAAUAGAGAAAGCCUCCAUCAGUACAAACAAGCUUGAACAAUCCACUCCUAUCACUCUUGCUUGUGUCCAAAAUCUGUUUGCUUGGGCUCGAAUUGGAGGGGAAAGGCUUCACUGAUCCCCAGUCACCCUGUGCAGCGAACGAAGCACAGUUCCUAGUUAACUUGCCUCUUCAACACCGCAAAAAUACCACGAGUGCUGUCAAACAUGAUUUCCACCAUUGCUGAUAUGGCCUGGACUCUUUCAGGCAGAGGAUCCAAAAGACGCUUCUUUGGCUCCCGGGUCCGCAGGCGCAAAACGAAAAGGGACAAAACUCGUCGCUCAUCGGGUUCAGAAACGUCUUCGCCUCUGAUCCGAGAUACCGGUAUUCCUAAGGACGUAAGCAGAGUGCUCCAUCCCGAUGCAAAACGUCCAGGCAGCGGCGAAGACUCGGGAGAAGGUUGUUGUGAGGCUGAGUUGGACUGGUCCGAGGUGCCAUCCGACGCGCCACGGAGAGCGGGAAUUUUGAUCGUGACCACGUCACCUGAGGGAAAGGUGAAGGUGGCAGACUGCGAUAAGGAAGCCAAACAAUCGUCAACGAGGGACUAGGGGUGAAUAUGUGAGGACAGAAGUCAACUGUGAACGUUGGACA